Molecule: messenger RNA, 1813 nt
Organism: Cuscuta epithymum
Lineage: Eukaryota; Viridiplantae; Streptophyta; Magnoliopsida; Solanales; Convolvulaceae
Source: the annotation of a GenBank genome assembly
UCAUGUCCAUGCCCUCCGGGAUCCCAACUGGAAAUCGGCUAUGAUCUCUGAAUUUACGGCUCUCAUUAAUAAUAAGACGUGGGAGUUGGUUCCCCGUCCUCCUAAUGCUAAUGUUAUCCGUUGUAUGUGGUUAUUUAAGCAUAAGUACAAGUCCGAUGGAAGCUUGGAACGUCACAAAGCCCGUUUGGUGGUCAACGGUAAAUCUCAACGGCCAGGGAUUGAUUGGGACGAGACUUUUAGUCUCGUAGUCAAACCGGCUACCAUUCGCACGGUUCUAAGUGUUGCUCUCUCACACUCUUGGCCCGUUCAUCAACUGGACGUCAACAAUGCAUUUUUACACGGGUUUCUUAAUGAGACGGUCUAUAUGCAUCAACCGCCCGGUUUCAAGGAUUCCUCUUGGCCCUCUCAUGUAUGCCUUCUUAAAAAAUCCCUUUAUGGCUUAAAACAGGCUCCCCGUGCAUGGUAUCACCGUUUCGCCAAUCAUGCCACCAAAUUGGGUUUCAAACAUAGUAAAGUUGACCACUCCCUGUUUAUUUAUCAUCAAGCCGGUGCAACUGCCUACCUUCUUCUCUAUGUGGACGGCAUAAUACUUACCUCCACAUCCCAACUACUCGCUAAGCUCAUUUCCCAACUUGGAACAGAAUUUUCAAUCAAAGACCUGGGGCCCCUAUCUUACUUCCUUGGAAUUUCUGUCUCCCGUAACCGCGGAGGACUAUUCCUCUCACAAAACAAAUAUGCGGCAAAAAUUCUUCAACGGGUGGGCAUGGCAUCUUGCAACUCCUCCAGCACACCCGUAGACACAAAAGCUAAACUCAGUGCUGAAUCUGGUCCAUCCGUUCCAGACCCUACCCUCUACCGCAGCCUUGCCGGAGCCUUACAAUAUCUAACCUUCACCAGGCCGGACCUCUCAUAUGUUGUCCAACAAGUAUGCUUAUACAUGCACGAUCUCCGGCUGCCUCAUCUGGAUGCUCUGAAACGUAUCCUUCGCUACGUAAAGGGCACACUGUCCUACGGUCUUCAUCUUCAUCCUUCCCCGUUAGCAAAUUGCUUGCCUAUAGUGACGCCGAUUGGGGUGGUUGCCCGGACACCCGUCGGUCCACAUCCGGGUACUGUGUCUUCUUAGGUGAUAACCUUAUCUCUUGGUCCUCCAAAUGGCAAGCUACCAUCUCUCGAUCCAGCGCCGAAGCCGAAUACCGUGGCAUGGCUAAUGUUGUUGCUGAAACUUGUUGGCUCCGAAAUUUAUUACUAGAGCUCCGGCAUCCUCUUUCCCAGGCUUCUAUCGUAUAUUGCGAUAAUGUUAGUUCCAUCUAUAUGGCUCACAAUCCGGUACAACAUCAACGUACAAAACAUGUAGAAAUGGAUAUACACUUUGUCCGUGAAAAGGCGGCACUGGGGCACGUUCGUGUACUUCACGUCCCUUCCCGUUUUCAAUAUGCUGAUAUCUUUACAAAGGGCCUUCCUCGAAUAUUAUUUCAUGACUUUCGGUCCAGUUUGAACGUUCAAUUACCCCCGAUCAAACUGCCGGGGCGUGAUAGAAUUUAUGCAUCGUUACACAAAUUGGGUCCAUACAUACCCAUACAUGUGCAGCAUGUGCCACACGUCAAAGUUGGAAUCAGUUGCUUAGUAUUAUCAUAAUAAUUAAUAUUGCAAAUAUUAUCUUAUAGUGCGGUUGUAUAGAUAGGUUUAUUCUUCCGUAGCUUUCUCUGAUGUUUAACAAAGUAGGUAGUUUGUAUAGAUACGGCUCUGUAAUUCUUAUCGAUUACUUUGUACACUAUAUAUAUUGGAGAAAUGCCAAAGGCAUAUUCACGGGGAA